Tupaia belangeri chinensis (Chinese tree shrew) is the source of this 945-nucleotide messenger RNA. RefSeq names its product olfactory receptor 10T2. Gene Ontology annotation, molecular function: G protein-coupled receptor activity; olfactory receptor activity. NCBI's taxonomy places the organism in Eukaryota, Metazoa, Chordata, Mammalia, Scandentia, Tupaiidae. Bases 1 to 945 code for a protein of 314 amino acids. Gene Ontology annotation, cellular component: membrane. Gene Ontology annotation, biological process: G protein-coupled receptor signaling pathway. The transcript has a single exon. The record is from RefSeq and is a predicted model, not a curated record.
AUGAAGAGACAGAACCACAGCAUGAUCACUGAGUUCAUCCUUAUAGGCUUCUCAAACCUGGGGGAUAUGCAGAUCCUACUCUUCUUUAUCUUUCUGCUAGUCUAUCUGACCACUGUGAUGGCCAAUGUCACCAUCACAACGGUCAUUCGCCUGGACAGGACUUUGCAUACCCCUAUGUACUUCUUCCUCUUUGUCCUUUCCUGCUCUGAAACCUGCUACACCUUGGUCAUUGUACCCAAAAUGCUAAUCAACCUGCUGUCCCCAGUCCCAGCUAUUUCAUUCUCUGGGUGUGCUGCCCAGCUCUACUUCUUUGUGGGCUUUGCCUGUACCAACUGUUUUCUCAUUGCCGUGAUGGGCUAUGAUCGCUAUGUUGCCAUCUGCAACCCUCUCAACUACACACUCAUUGUCAACCGAGCCACCUGCAUGCAGUUGGUUCUAGCCUCCAGUUUUUGUGGUUUCCUGAUCUCGGUAGUUGUCAACGUCCUGGUGUUCAGUGUGCCUUUCUGUGCCUCCAACAGGAUCAACCACUUUUUCUGUGACAUUUCCCCUGUCAUAAAACUGGGCUGCACAGACACCAACUUGAAGGAGAUGGUCAUCUUCUUUCUCAGCAUUCUGGUGCUGCUGGUUCCCUUUGUGUUGAUUUUCAUAUCCUAUGUCUUCAUUGUUUCCACCAUUCUCAAGAUAUCCUCCGUGGAGGGACAGCGUAAGGCCUUCGCUACCUGUGCCUCCCACCUCACAGUGGUCAUUGUCCACUAUGGCUGUGCUUCCUUCAUCUACUUGAGGCCCACGUCCCUGUACUCUUCAGACAAGGACCGGCUUGUGGCAGUGACCUAUACUGUGAUCACUCCGCUCCUCAACCCCCUUGUCUACACGCUGAGAAAUAAAGAAGUGAAGACAGCUCUAAAAAAGGUCCUGAGUAGAUACUCACUUCCCAAAACUGUAUGA